AUUAUUUUGGUUGCGAUACAGACUUUUUUUUUCUUUUUUUUUUUUUUUGCCUUCGCUCUCUUUCCCUGCUCCCUCCCCCGAUGAACCUCUCUCCUCGCUCUGCACUUUGCACGAGAGAGCCCAGAGGAAAGGCACCAUGAAGUGUUAAAAAUAACAAAACAAAACAACAACAACAACAAAUUUACUCGCAACAACACCAGCUAACACUUCCAGCUGCGGUUCGCGAGCUGCGAAAGAGAGCGAGAGAGAGAGAGAAGGGAGGGAGAGAGGAGGAAAAAAAAAAAACCUCUAUGCAAAAGGCGAAUAGCGAGAGCCCCGCGCUCUGAUGCAUCAGCGGAGCCUCUGCGAGGGAUAACGCGGAGCGGGAGAGGAGCCGCCGGGGCGGACCGGAGCGGAGGCAGAGCAGGAGAGCGGAGCGGAGCUCGCCAAAAAUCAAGCUGGCUCACCCGGUGGCGACUCAGAGCAGCCCCCUCGCUCCCGGAGCGCACCCUUUCUGGAGGACUCUCGGCAGCAAAAGGAUGGCAUCAGAGCUGGCGAUGAGCAGCUCCGACCUGCCCACCAGUCCCCUGGCCAUGGAAUAUGUUAAUGACUUCGAUCUGAUGAAGUUUGAAGUGAAAAAGGAGCCGGUGGAGACCGAUCGCAUUAUCAGCCAGUGCGGCCGCCUGAUCGCCGGGGGAUCGCUCUCCUCCACCCCGAUGAGCACGCCCUGCAGCUCCGUGCCCCCGUCCCCCAGCUUCUCGGCGCCCAGCCCCGGCUCCGGCUCCGACCAGAAGACCCACCUGGAAGACUACUACUGGAUGACGGGGUACCCGCAGCAGCUCAACCCGGAGGCGCUGGGCUUCAGCCCCGAGGACGCGGUGGAGGCGCUGAUCAACAGCAGCCACCACCCGCUGCCCGGCGCCUUCGAUGGCUAUGCUAGAGGGCAGCAGCUGGCCGCGGCCGCCGGCGGCUCCGUGCCGGCCGAGGAGAUGGGCUCGGCGGCCGCCGUGGUGUCGGCGGUGAUCGCCGCGGCGGCGGCGCAGGGCGGCGCGCCCCACUACCACCACCACCACCACCACCCGCAUCACGGCGGCGGCGGCGGCGGCGGCGGCGGCGGCGGGCACCCCCACGCCGCGGCGCCGGGCAGCGCGCCGCCCUCCUCCGCCUCCUCGGCCGCCGGCUCCGGCACCGGCAGCGGCGGCGGCGGCGGCGGCGGCGCCGGGGGGCUGCACCACCCGCACCACGGCGGCGGCGGCGGCGGCGGCGGCGGCCUCCACUUCGACGACCGCUUCUCCGACGAGCAGCUGGUGACCAUGUCGGUGCGGGAGCUGAACCGGCAGCUGCGGGGCGUCAGCAAGGAAGAGGUGAUCCGGCUGAAGCAGAAGAGGAGGACCCUCAAAAACAGGGGCUAUGCCCAGUCCUGCCGCUUCAAGAGGGUCCAGCAGCGGCACGUCCUGGAGUCGGAGAAGAACCAGCUGCUGCAGCAAGUGGAGCACCUAAAGCAGGAGAUCUCCAGGCUGGUCCGGGAGAGGGACGCCUACAAGGAAAAGUACGAGAAGCUGGUCAGCAAUGGCUUCAGAGAAAACGGAUCCAGCAGCGACAACCCUUCCUCUCCAGAGUUUUUCAUGUACCCGAGAGAAUCAUCUACAACGGUGAUGUGAAAAUCCCUGUUACCCGAGGUCAAAAAAAAAAAGUCUCCCAGAAGAUCCGGAGUGGUGAUGCCUGGAUGCAGAGGAGAUCACACUGCUUAUAAAUCUGCACCAUGAGGAGGCCAAAAGUUUCUGCAGCAGCAGGAGGUAAGCCAGGACUGCUGGUGGGUGUAAGGAGCAGAGAGCAAAGCCACAUGAGUUUGAAAAGAAGGCAGCAGCACCCCUGAGGAUGGAGACUUUGGGGCCGUGUCAUGAUCCUGUACAGAAAACUGAAGAGACACUGAAAACUUCAGGUGGGAACACACCACCCAGCCGUCUGCUUGUGUGGUUUGGUCCAUGGACCUUUGGGGUCUGCACGCCAGAGACUGAAAACUCUUGACUAACCCUAAAUUUCCUCUUUGUGGACUUCUGAGGUGAUAGGAAUGGCACAAAAAAAUCCAAUAUAUCUUCUUCGCCAUAAUGUUUCCAGCCUGCUAACUUUCCCAGGACUACAUUCUGCUCAAAUUACUGGAACUUAAUUACAUGAGCUUUAAUUUCAGUUGCUUGGCCAGCUUUAAAAACAUAUAUUCAAAUUUGAACCACAAGGACAGAAUUUUUGGAGCCUCUUUGUCCUCUCACUUUGUGUUAAUUUAAAUGAGGAAACUGUGCCUGUGAAUUUCUGCUUUACUUCACCUAUUCCAAACCAGUCUCACUUCUGGAGAGAUUUCCCUGACUCCCAGCAGUUUAAGGGGGAGCACAAAAACCUCCUUAUGUGAUAGUUUAUGUUUUUGAAACUGCACAAACAAUAGAUAUUUGUCUCCUGCUUAUGCAUUUUCUUGUAAAUAAAAUGUAUUGAGACCAGCAA
Molecule: messenger RNA, 2472 nt
Organism: Corvus hawaiiensis (hawaiian crow)
Lineage: Eukaryota; Metazoa; Chordata; Aves; Passeriformes; Corvidae
Gene: MAF
Product: MAF bZIP transcription factor
Exons: 3
Coding region: 519-1640 (373 amino acids)
Biological process (GO): regulation of transcription by RNA polymerase II
Cellular component (GO): nucleus
Molecular function (GO): DNA-binding transcription factor activity, RNA polymerase II-specific; RNA polymerase II cis-regulatory region sequence-specific DNA binding
Source: RefSeq, a predicted model, not a curated record